Messenger RNA from Daktulosphaira vitifoliae (grape phylloxera), 2406 nucleotides. It is a transcript of the gene Coq9, whose product is annotated as ubiquinone biosynthesis protein COQ9, mitochondrial. The transcript has 2 exons. NCBI's taxonomy places the organism in Eukaryota, Metazoa, Arthropoda, Insecta, Hemiptera, Phylloxeridae. Gene Ontology annotation, cellular component: mitochondrial inner membrane. Bases 810 to 2309 code for a protein of 499 amino acids. Gene Ontology annotation, biological process: ubiquinone biosynthetic process. The record is from RefSeq and is a predicted model, not a curated record. Gene Ontology annotation, molecular function: lipid binding.
UCGAAACGAAAAUAACGCAUUAUCAAUAGUACAUGGUCGGCGAGACUUUAAGAUCCUCAACACUAAGAGAAAAUUAAAAAAACAAAUAGUAAAAAAUAAAUCAAUAUUAAUGAAAUAAAAAACACAUUAUGUUUUAUUGAAUUCUUAUUUAUAACAAAAAUUUUAAUUUAAAUCAUACAAGCAAUUGCCUUUUAAUAAUAACUGGUACUUAUCAUAAUUUGGGCUAGAGAUGUUGGCCGUACAUCGAUAAUCGCGGCUAUUACUUGAAUAUGAACAAACUGGACAGUUAUUAUUAAAUAUUUAAUUUUUCUCGAGAGGACAUAUAGCGCUAUCUCUACAGGUAUAAAUUAACAAAAAAAAUGUCGCCAAUUAUUUGAUUGCCGUGGCUUAUCUGUGUGUAUUUAAUUUAUGACUUUACACACAUUAUAUUUAAAUAUCAAUGAAUUAGAAUAAAAUAUGGUUAUGGUAUUAGACGAACCAUAAAAAAACGCUUAGUGUCAUCGAAGACCUCAGAUAAUUAACAGAACAUAGAUAUCUAUAAUAUAGAUAUCCUUAUAAUAUUUAUUCGAAUAUUAUGUUUCAACUUCUUUACAGUUUUUUAUUCAACAUUUCAUACAAUUGUGAAAUUAUGUAUCUGACGGUUACUGUAAAAAACUAACAAACUCAUAUUAUUAUUCAAUAUAAAUAUAUUUAAACAAUUGGAAGAAGGUACUUUACAAAUAAUUGUUAAUGUUACUCACUAUGUUUUGCAGAACUUUACCAAAAGCUAACGUGUUGUUAUAGUGAAUCUUAUUUAUCAUAAUUCAACAAUGGAAAACAGUUCAGAACUUGAAGCUUUGAAAACCAGCUUGAAAAAUAAUGACAUUGGAAAAAUAUCAGAACUUUUAGAAUGUCAAACAAGUUUUAUUACUAAUGAAGCUGGAAACAUAAUUAACCUUCUAGGAAUGGAGCUCACUAAAUUUAAUUUCUUAAAAAAACGAAAUUAUUUUGAUUUUUGUGAAUUACAGUUGCUUAACUUAGCAAAAAAUAUAAAAUUUCAAGAUAAUAUUUUUGAUUUUCUGGAAUUAGUUGAAUCAAAUAAUUGUAGAUUACUGUCUUCGGUUUCAGCUGCUGUAGCUAUUAUAAAUACUAUGGAAAAUCCAGAACAUAUUUAUAUAGAGUAUUUACUUAUUGGGACUUUUAAUCAUUUAAAUGAAUUGGAUGUAAAUUGUUUACAAACUAAUUUUCUACCCACUAUACAAAUCUUAACAAAAUUAGAUGAACAAAUACAAAAAGAAUUGUCAACAUUAUUUUAUUUUACUAAAUUAUCUUAUUUAGUGUUACAGAUAGAUAUUAAUCCUCUUGAAUAUCUAAAUAUUAUUAGUGAUAUUAUCUUUGAUCCAUUUUAUUUGCUAGAAUAUGAAUUUGAACAAUCUGAAGAUGAAGAUCAGGAAAUCAAAUUUAUCGCUUCAUUUUUCUAUCUUUAUUUUAAAACUGGUAAAUUAUGGAAUCCAAAAAUUUAUAAUCGUUUUUAUAUUCUUCAAAAAAUAUCUUAUUUAGCUCUAUCUGUUUUUGAUGAUGACGAUUUUGGAAAAUCAUUUACUAAAUUAAUUUUAAUGAAGUAUAAAGAUAAUGAAAUCCCCUUAUACAUGCUAAAUAAAUGGCAUGAAAAGUUUUUUAUGGAGGCUGCACAUAAUUCUUUAUACAAUGAAUCAUUAAGUACGAGAAGAGAUUCUUUUGAAAUAUUGAUGAUUUUUUUUGAUAAAUUAAAUGAAGAAGCUCAGUAUAAUGUAUUUAGAAAGACUUUUUCAAAAUUAACUGAUUCUGGUCUUAAAGCAGAAUUAAUAAUUAAAAUUAAACAAAUCAUUUUUUCAAGAAUAAAAAAUCAAAAAAAUCUUGUCUAUUUUAGUGGAAUUCUCCUUUUGAAAAUAGUACAACAAUGUUGCGAAAUAACUGAUGGUAAUGAAUGUAAUGUUGUUGAAAAUAAAGAACAUGUUUUAGCUGCCAUAACACUUGUUUAUGUAUUAUAUGGAUAUAAUGGUGAUGGAUUUAAAUUUGAUGAAUUAUUUACUAAUUUUGCAAAAAAUUUUGCCUCACUCGUCCAGAGUGCUAUAAAUUAUACUACAGAACAAUACAAAUUAGAAAGUAUGAAAUUAAAUAGCUCAAAAAUCAUCAAUGAUAAUAAUUCUUUAGUUCAAAUUCAAAAUAUAGAUCUUCCAAAACUAACUUUGAGUGAAAAACAAGAUAUGCUCUCUCAAUAUAAUACUACUCUAAAAUUGAUUCAGUCUAAUUUGGAUUUAUUCAAAAGCAUUAUUCAAAAUAGAGGAUAAUUAAACAUACUUGCAUUAUUCAUUCAAUCAAUUCUUACAUAAAACUAUUACUUAUAAUUUUUAAAAUAGGUUAUUAUAUGUAAUUAUUUUAAUGAAA